Aspergillus thermomutatus is the source of this 957-nucleotide messenger RNA. Its product is annotated as isoflavone reductase family protein. The transcript has a single exon. NCBI's taxonomy places the organism in Eukaryota, Fungi, Ascomycota, Eurotiomycetes, Eurotiales, Aspergillaceae. Bases 1 to 957 code for a protein of 318 amino acids. The record is from RefSeq and is a predicted model, not a curated record. Gene Ontology annotation, molecular function: oxidoreductase activity.
AUGCCAUCAACACCGCCCAUCACCUCCCGCCCCGUGGUAGCUAUCGCCGGCGCGACAGGACAUCUAGGCAAGCAUGUCGUCGCAGCCUUCCUGUCUCCUCCCUUCCACGGCUACUUCUCGGAGAUAAUCCUCUUAUCCAGACAGGACAACCCCUCCGUCCCUGCACACCCAAAAGACGACCACGGCGCAACGAUGACGGUCCGCAAAUACGACGAGGACAAUCUUCCUGCAGCCCUGGACGACGUCGACGUCCUGGUCAACACAAUCGGCGCAUCCGGCCACGCCUUCAAGGAGAAGCUCCUGCGUGCGUUACCGUCCACCGGGGUCCAGGUCUACUUUCCCUCCGAGUUCGGGGUGGACCAUUACGUCCAUGACUUCCCGCAUGGAGAAUGGGGUCAGAAGAAGAGGCAUUUCGAGCUUGCGCGACAGCUCAUCCCGCAGGUCACGGUUUGUCGGGUUUUCUGUGGGCUGUUUCUGGAGGAUAGUAUUGGGCCGUGGUUUGGGUUCGAUACCAGACAGGGAAAGUAUGAGAGCGUGGGGAGUGCGAAGUCGUUGGUCUCGUUUACCGGAUUGCAGGAUGUAGGGAGGACGGUGGCGUCUUUGGCGGCGAUGCCGUUGAUGAAGAUUCCGGAUGUGGUGCACAUUGGAGGUGAUACACGGACGAUCGAGGAGAUUGCGAAGGUCAUGGAGGGCGCAGGAGCGGGAUCGAUUGAGAUCACGGAGAUUGAUCUGAUGAAGUACAAGGAGGAGACGACGGGGAGGGUCUCGAAUGAGCCUGCGAGAUUUCUGCGUUUCCUGAUGGGGGAGAAUAAGAUCAAUCAUACUUCGUCGGGGCUGGGGAAUGAUAACCAAGUGGUCAAUCUGCAGGAGAGGACGUGGAAGUGGAAGACCAUGGAGGAUCUGGCCAGGUCGACCAACGGAAGGCCUUGGAAGGACUUUCGGUGGCCCCCUGAAUAG